Messenger RNA from Pseudonaja textilis, 3123 nucleotides. RefSeq names its product lanosterol synthase (gene LSS). Gene Ontology annotation, biological process: cholesterol biosynthetic process; triterpenoid biosynthetic process. Gene Ontology annotation, cellular component: lipid droplet. NCBI's taxonomy places the organism in Eukaryota, Metazoa, Chordata, Lepidosauria, Squamata, Elapidae. The record is from RefSeq and is a predicted model, not a curated record. Gene Ontology annotation, molecular function: lanosterol synthase activity.
UUUAUGCCUGUCCUGCAGGCUUCCACCUUAGCUCAGAGUGGCAGGAUGGAUGGAACAUAUUUGCGGAGAAGAGGAGGCCCAUAUAAGACAGAACCAGCCACAGACUUAACCCGCUGGCGCUUGAGUAAUGAAGAAGGUCGGCAGCGGUGGCGAUAUCUAGAAGAUGGCGAGGGUGUGGAGCGGAAGCAAACUGUACUGGAGGCUCAUUCUCUAGGGCUGGACACAACUAAAGCCCUCCCAAUCUUGCCUACAGCCUGUACUGCAGAGGAGGCAGCGCUAAAUGGGAUGAAAUUUUUCUCAGUCCUACAAGCAGAGGAUGGUCACUGGGCUGAGGAUUAUGGAGGUCCUCUCUUUCUGUUGCCAGGACUUCUGAUUGCGUGCCAUGUUGCUAAGGUUCCAAUCCCAGAAGCAAGUAAGAAGGAGAUGGUGCGCUAUUUGCGUUCAGUGCAACUCCCAGAUGGAGGAUGGGGCCUACACAUUGAGGACUUGUCUAAGGUAUUUUCUACUGCUCUGAACUACACAGCCAUGCGUAUACUUGGAGUCAGCGCUGAUGAUCCAGACUUAGUGAAGGCUCGAAAUAACCUCCACAGCAAAGGUGGUGCUGUAGGAGUCGCUUCCUGGGGUAAAUUUUGGCUGGCUGUCUUGAAUGUCUACAGUUGGGAAGGAAUGAAUACGUUGCUUCCUGAGAUGUGGUUGUUUCCUUCAUGGGUGCCAGCUAACCCUUCCACACUUUGGUGUCAUUGUCGCCAGGUUUACCUGCCAAUGGCCUACUGCUAUGCUGUCCGUCUCACUGCAGAAGAAGAUGAACUUAUCUUGAGCCUUCGACAGGAGCUCUAUGUACAAGAUUAUGACAGCAUUGACUGGCCAGCGCAAAAAAAUAAUGUUGCUUCUGGGGAUUUAUAUACACCACAUAGCUGGCUACUGAAAGUGGUCUAUGCAAUAGCCAACAUCUAUGAGCAAUUCCACAGCAAAAAAUUGAGACAGCAAGCCGUGGAGGAAUUAUAUGAUCAUAUCAAGGCUGAUGACCAAUUUACCAAGUUCAUCAGCAUUGGCCCUAUAUCUAAAACGAUUAACAUGUUAGUGCGCUGGCAUGUGGAAGGACCGAAGUCUCCUGCAUUCCAGGGACACAUUUCUAGAAUCUCUGACUAUCUCUGGCUGGGUCUGGAUGGCAUGAAGAUGCAGGGCACCAAUGGAUCACAAGUUUGGGAUACAGCAUUUGCUGUUCAAGCUUUUCUGGAGGCUGGUGCCCAGGAGAAGCCUGAAUUUGACAGCUGUCUGAUACUUGCACAUCAGUACUUGAGAAUCACACAGAUUCCAGAUAAUCCACCUAAUUAUGAAAAGUACUACCGUCAGAUGAACAAGGGUGGAUUUCCCUUCAGUACUCGUGACUGUGGCUGGAUCGUUGCUGAUUGUACCGCAGAAGGUCUGAAGUCUGUGAUACUGUUACAGGAAAAGUGCCCAUUUAUCAAGGAACACAUCCCACCCAGUCGUCUAUUUGAUGCUGUAAAUGUGUUGCUGAACAUGCAGAACGCUGAUGGUGGCUUUUCAUCAUAUGAAACCAUGCGCGGGGGCUGGUUGCUGGAGCUGUUGAAUCCUUCAGAGGUAUUUGGUGACAUCAUGAUUGACUAUACAUAUGUGGAAUGUACCUCAGCUGUGAUGCAGGCACUGAAGCUUUUCCACAAGUGCUUCCCGGAACACAGAGCCCUGGAAAUCAGAGAGAUACUGCAAAAGGGCUUGAGGUAUUGUCAGAAAAAGCAGAGAGCUGAUGGGUCCUGGGAAGGAAGCUGGGGUGUGUGUUUCACUUACGGCGCAUGGUUUGGAUUGGAAGCACACGCUUGUAUGCAGCAGGCCUACUGUGGUGGAGUGGCCUGUCAGGCAGUGACCCGGGCUUGUGAGUUCUUAGUCUCCAAGCAGAUGGAGGAUGGUGGUUGGGGAGAGGACUUUGAGUCUUGUGAACAACGUAGAUAUGUCCAGAGCACCGCAUCGCAGAUCCACAACACCUGUUGGGCUCUCUUGGGACUCAUGGCUGCUAGGUACCCAGAUAUCCAAGUUCUGGAAAAGGGAAUUAAACUAUUGAUUGAGAAACAGCUGCCUAAUGGGGACUGGCCUCAGGAGAAUAUUGCAGGUGUCUUCAACAAGACUUGUGCUAUCAGCUACAGCUCCUAUCGAAAUGUCUUCCCCAUCUGGACCCUGGCGCGCUUUUCUUCCCUAUAUCCUGCCAACCCCCUUUCAGGCAAAUGCUCAACAAAGGCAAUAAGAAAUGGAAAGAACGAACUGGCUGCAGAAAUGACCAAUGGACAUAGCUUAGGAUUUGCUGCUUUGUAAAGACUUGUAACCAACCUUGAAAGAAUGUGCUAGCUCUCUGUCUGAGGUUCUUUCUGAGGCAAUCACUUGAGGCUAGUCAAGGGACCCUUUUCCAAGGAACCAGUGAAGAGAGAAGUGAGUGAAACCCUGCUGCUGCCCUGUUGGUUGUUGACCCUUAUAAGGUGUCCCUAAAUUCUGCUGCGCUUGGAAGAAAAAAGCCCCAAUUUGGCAAAGGCAAAGACAUCUGAGGAAGAAAUGUAAAUAUAAAGUCCAGAAGGCUUGUGGAACUUUGCUCUUCUGACUGGUUGAGAGAGUUCCUCUCUCUUAAAUGGAAAUAAGUGGAAAAACAUUAGCCACCUUUAUUCUGCACAGACAUUUUUAUGCCUUACUUGACCAAACAAAAACAGGAAGAAAAAGUGCUGAAUGUUGUCUCACAAAGAGUCAGAAGGGGUGAGUUGCUAUUCCUAAGAUUGUUUCCACAUCCUGUUGACACAAUUAGAACAUGGAAUCAUAGAGCUGGAAAUCUCAAAAGUGCUUUUUUCAAGAGGCAACUGGACUUUCUCGUUUUUCUUUGAAGACGUUUUGCUUCUCACCCAAGAAGCUUCUUCAACUCUAUUCACCAUGUUAGGCAAAGUUGCUCUGAAAUAUCUGUUUCCAUACACAUACCUUACACCAAGGAGGAGGAUUUUUUUUCUUAAUGAUCUUCAGAAUGUUGUCUUAUGCUAAAAUGAAGCAUUUUGAAGCAUUUUUCAUUUUGUUCGAUUAUUAAAUAGUACAAAUGGAGAUAAAAACGCUACAGGUUCUAGAUUUUAGGAUUUC